AUGAGACGGGGUUUGCUCAACGUCAGAGAAUGCCUCCUUGGUACCCUCUUUGCAUCGAGGAGUGCCCUUGGCCCCAACCCUCCCCAACGCUAUGGAAGCAAGAUAAACUUUGCAAAGAGAAGAUACAGCGGCAGCGACGACUCUCAAAGAAUGUUGGCCUAUGUCAUGACAACUCUCCCUCGAAUUCCCGACAACCCAAUACGGAAUGCAUCUUGGUGCCCGAAAGCAAACAGAUACUUUUGCAGACACCUGGAUUCCCCACACCACUUCCUCCGGCUCCUAUCUGUCCUGCUUUCCGCGCUGCGCCUUCUCCCGGUACACUGUUAGCCAGUGCCAGCAUCGCUACCGAUAGCUCUUCAACU
Molecule: messenger RNA, 362 nt
Organism: Mycena indigotica
Lineage: Eukaryota; Fungi; Basidiomycota; Agaricomycetes; Agaricales; Mycenaceae
Exons: 2
Coding region: 1-327 (108 amino acids)
Source: RefSeq, a predicted model, not a curated record